AUGGCUUCAUCUCCGCCGAGCCAAGUUAUCACGCCUCUGAGUAAGCCGCCUGCAACAGAUUCAACACAGAAAAGCGUCUUCCUCGCCGGAACCACCAGCAAAGGCGACUGGCGCAAGGGCCUGACCGAGUCUAUAUCUCACCUGCCCGUGACCAUCUUCAACCCAUUCCGGCCCGACUGGGACAGCACCUGGAGGGAGGAUAUAUCCGACACCAAGUUCAGGGAGCAGACGCAAUGGGAAUUGGAGAUGCAGGAACGAGCCGACAUCAUCAUUGUCUACUUCGAAGCCGGGACGGAAGCUCACAUCAGCUUACUCGAGCUGGGUCUCUGCGCUCGGUCAGGGAAGGUCAUCGUUGCGUGCCCUGAGGGCUACAAGAAGAGGGGAAACGUUCAGGUGGUGUGCUCCAGGUUUGGCAUUCCGUUGUUGGAGAGCUAUGAAGCUCUGCGUGACGAGUUGAUUCGUCGCUUGGAAAACUAG
Colletotrichum karsti is the source of this 477-nucleotide messenger RNA. RefSeq lists its product as uncharacterized. Lineage: Eukaryota; Fungi; Ascomycota; Sordariomycetes; Glomerellales; Glomerellaceae. The record is from RefSeq and is a predicted model, not a curated record. The coding region runs from base 1 to 477 and encodes 158 amino acids. The transcript has a single exon.